GGAAUAUUCCAGCGGAUUUACCGUCGCUCUUUAAAAGGACGCGCUGAAAUCGCACUGGGCAAACUUGACAGCUGUUGUUUGUGUAGUGAGCCGGAGACAAUCAUGAUCCUCCUGACUCCCUCCUCUGAUGAAGAGUCUCUUGAACUCGCCUGGCUUUGGAGUCACGGGAAGUUCAGGGUGAAAAUCUCGUGAAAGGUUGCUACUGCAACGAUUAAAAAUAUCAAAAUUUGCAGGUCAUUAUCUGUGCAUAUUGUCUUGGACAGCACCAUGACUUGACAGAAAAAUAAUACGCUUUACAAGGAGGAGGAGGAGGCUAACAGAAAACAAAGAUUUCUUUGUUUGUUGUAAUCAAAAAAGACAAAUCCGAUCUGAUUUGUGGGGGCUGAUUUUGGCUGGAGUGAGGCAGUGUCAGCAGGCUUCCAUGCUGCUGAUGAUGAUGAUGAUGGAAAAAGUAGCUUUUUUCUAUCAUUCACAAAGCAAAUAUUCACCUCACUACAACAAAAACGUCACAUUGCAAAACUAAUUUAGCCUAAAUUGAUGAUUGAAGCAACGAUGCAGUGCUGUGAAAAAAGAUCAAUCUCCUCCUGAUUUAGUCUUUUAUGUAUCCACCUCACUGUAAACAAAGUGAUAAAAGAACAUUUAGAACUGAAGUAAUAACCUGUUGUAGACGUGCACACCCUAAAUGUCGUUUGUUCUCUUUAGUCAAAUAACACCCUAAGUAGAUCAUUUGUAGAAAAAUAAAGUUUACUUCCGGGUUAAAACAGUAGCUCACUUUUCCAGCUGUCAGCCUGAAAAGGUUUACAAAGCUGCAGGAUUCUGUGAGGGAUGAAACGAACUGAAGGAAUCCUUCACCCUGACUGUGGCAACGAUGAGAGAAAACCACAGAACUAACACAAAAGAACAGAGAGUUGUUUAUGCACCAUGAUGGGUCUUCUUCAGUCAAGCACGGCGGUGGUAGUGUAACGAUGUGGGGCUUAUCAGUGUUGUGGAUCCGGUUCAGGUCAUUCAACACCAGAGUUUCCUAGUAAGGGUAAAAGAAACGUUACUUCUGAAUCAAGUUUGCCAUCCCAUACUGCACUGAAGCAGUUUUGUGAACCAAAAUGGAACAGUCGGCGUAUUCGGUUAUCACCAUUACCUUAAGCCGGGCAGACACUGUGCGGUUGUCGGCUCGUUUUGAACCGAUUUUCCAGUCGUGCGACUAUUUUUUGGAUCGGGCCAGAUUUCGACCCAAUCGUUGGUCGUGCCUUGUGCAGUAUACGUGGGGUAACGACGAGAGAUUAACACCUCACGACGAGAGAGUAACACCUCACGACGAGAGAUUAACACCUCACGACGACCUCACGAAUCGUGUGCUCGCAAGAAAAUCAAACGUGUUUGAAAUCCUGGUCGCUCCUCGUGAAGGAAUCGCACAGUUGAAGCAGCUACGACCCGAUUGGACUCAUCCUUUCACAGAGAGCAUGCACAAUCUCUGAUGUCACGUCAAAAACUAUUAUUUGUAGUUUAAAGUGUUGCAAAUUCACAUUACACAUCAUGUUUUAAUAGCGGAAAAAACACCACAUUUCCCACGUCUGCCCAGCCAAUUCCUUGUCCAAUCACGUCUAACGUCUAAUCUUUUUUCAUUUAUCGCCAAACAGAAUGGCACAAAUUGCUAAAGGCUGAUUUAUGGUUCCGCGUUACACCAACGCAGAGCCUACGGCGUAGGUUACGCGGCGACGCGCACCGUACGGUUACGCCGUCCAUUUAACGCGGAACCAUAAUUCAGGCUUAAGUUUGUUUUUGCUGAGCAUCUUCGGUGUCUCCCACUUCGGGGUUCCUCCUCUUCCACUUCUUUUUGACGUUGCAGUUCCAGUAACAGAAGUCCGACGUGAGGAUUAUGAUCGUAUAGUGUGAGCAGACGGGUCGCAUCAGAGCAUCGGGUCGUACAGUGUGAGACUCAUGGGCUGUGAACUUUUGAACUCCGCGAUCUAGUCGUGCAGUUUGAGAUGGAGCUGAAUCAAACAAUUUAAAAUAUCGCACAGUGUAUGCCCAGCUUUACUUAAAUAAAUAAAUACAAGUAAUAUGUAAAACUCCUGUUUUAUGCUUGACUGUGUCAAAGAUUCUAAAAGGGUCACAAAAACUGAACAAAUCAGGAGGACAUUAAUCAUUUUCUUCACAGCACUUUAUAAAGUCUUGCCAUUAACAACAUGACCCUCUGAACUUAGUGUUUGAGAAUAAACUGCAUGCUAAUAAAAACACGAAAACAAGCUGUAGAGUUACCCCCCAUGCCACUUUCACCAUUAAAGCCCAGGCCAAAGUGGCAUUAAUAGAUCCGGUUAGCCAUGUGAGUGCUGGCACGUCCUUGUGUAAGGUCAGUGUGUAGUGUGUGUCAACGCAGUAGGUCCAUCUCACCGUCACCGUAGCCAGUAGGGCAUGUAGCCUUCCCCUAAAUGUUCUUAGCCUGUUCCCCACACCGCUAUUUCAGUGUUUUUCACCCCAAAUGCGACACACACUUAUAUGCUAACACUUCACCUGCAUCCUGUUCAGAUAAUGAUAUUUUUCUUUCAGAAUUUUAGCUGUUGAUAUUCAAGUUUACUGCAUGUCACUGACUGCUUUUGUAACAGUUAAAAUGUGUAAUUAAUUACUGCUUAGAUACCAGCAAUAAUUGGUAGAUAAUGAAGCACUGGUUACUGCUGCAUGCCCUAGGCUACACACAACUGACUGAUUGAGUUUUUACAGCAACACGUUUUUUUUUAUUCUUUUGAAAAUGGAUGAAUGUGUCGUAAGGUCGGUCCCCAUCAAAAAACAUGCAUCUUGGUAAGUCAUACUUUUUUUCCAUAAGAUGGGGAAAAUCAAUUUUGAAGUAAAAUUUUCAGUGGUGGGACUCAAUUAAAAAAAUUUGUCUAAUUAAUGAGAGGCUUUGUAAUUAAUUAAUCGCAAUUAAUCGCAUAUCAAUAUUUGACACGAGAAGCAACGUUUUUAAAUUUUUUUUUUCCAUUCAAAUUGUUAUUUGGAACAAAGGUGAUACAUGUUAUACAAUAUUGCAUGCUUACAUCAUGUCCCUGUUUAUAUAAAUAAAAGUAAAAUAAAAAAUAAAAAGAAGAUAACUCAUUCAUAAAGAGAGGGAAAAGGGAGAAAAAUAAUAUAAAAGGGAAGGGGAAAAAAAAAAGUAAAAAUAAAAAACAUUUUUCAAUUUAAAUGGAUUUUGUAAAUUCUUUCUUGCACAAUUUGCAGACAACUGUGCUCUUAUCAAGGUUUCCACUCGGUAGCUUUUUAAAACUAAAAUUGUACUGUGCAUCAGUAUUACGGGAACUCUUUUGCACUCCUAACAGUGCGGAACAAUGAGAAAUGUUCCGCACUGUUUAAGUGCAAAAGUAAAUUGCGAUUUAAUGCGUUACUUUUUUUUGUCGCGUUAUUUUUCUGUAAUUAAUAAAUCGUAAUCAACGCGAUAAAGUCCCAGCCCUAAAAAUUUUGUUUUACAUAGCAUAAACAAUCGCCAUGCAGCAUAUGAUAAAAUAUCCUCCAGUACAGAUCACCUUUAUAUGGACUACAACAUUUUCUGAAGCUUUAACGUUACUUUCCCAACUGAAGUUUGACCCAGAACGAGAUAAUUAUAAAAAUUACGGACAUAUAAUUCAAAGAAGUGGUUUGAUGUGGUCAUCCGAUCACAGUAGGGGUUACUGAGCUCACACAGACAACUACUGACUGCUGCUGUUGUUUGGUCUCAGAUUUCUUCCAGUACACCAACAAGAUCUUUCUGAGCGAUCCGGCCACGGGGCUUCAGAUCAAAGAAUUUGCACGUAAAAAUGCAGCAAAUGCUCUGUCGGUGGCCAACAUGGUCAUGGGGAUGGCCUCCAUUCUCUGCAGUCUUAACGGGCACCACCACGCUGCGUGUUGGCUGGUUCUGAUUGGCUACCUGCUGGAUUUGGCAGAUGGAGCCGUUGCCAGGCAACUCAAUGCCUGUUCUGCACUGGGUGCAAAGCUCGAUGACUUUGCAGACUUCACCACCUUCGGGAUCGCUACGUCGCUGCUGCUGCGGACGCCCGACCUGCUGGACAACAUCCUGUGCAUGUGCUACGUCCUGUCCGUGUUUGUCCGUCUUUGUUUCUUUUCAAGCGGAAUCCCGUUCGUGUACCGCGGCCUGCCCUGCAUCUACUCAUCAGCCAUCCUGGCCAGCGCCUCGUUGCUCUCAGGGGGAAACAUGGCCUUGCUACGGGUCAUCGCGGUGGCCAUGAUCCUCUUCAUGAUCAGCCAGAACUUCUACCCCCACGACCGAGUGCUGGAGUCCCAGGCCUGGAAGAAAGCUGUCUAUGCUGGAGGAAUUGCCAUGGUGUUCUGCUCUUCCUUCCCCCCGGCGUGCGUGUACUACCUGCUGUGGUCCGUCUCCUAUAUUUUGUUCCCGACAUCUCUUUGGAGCACAAAAGUGUAAAAGGGCUGCUGGCAUGGUCCAAAUCCUCCACGUAGGUUCCCCUCCGGCCCGCCUGGGCUCACGGAGGCUUAGACUGCUGCUCCUUACUGUCACGCAGCAUCCAAGCUCUAAAUGCUCACACGUUUCACAGGUGAACAUUUGUACUAUUUAACCUUUAUUUUGAUGUGACACCUUGAUUGAAGACUGAGAAUUUGAAUGAGCGAUAAGGAGGACAUUUGAAUGCUUCUUGCUGUCUUCUGUCUUCAUUCCAGAGGCUUUGUCGCAUGCCUCAAAACCACCUUUUCUUCAGUUUUACCUCCUGUUUAAUGUCCUUUUUUCAGUAUUAAUCUUACCCUUCAUGAGUGUUGAAAAAUGUUGCAGCAAGGGACAUCUCCUUCUCAUAGGAUUUAAAAAAAAAGAUAGAAAGGAAGAAAAAAGAACCAAUUUCAGUGGAGAUAACAUCCUCCUGUCUCGUAAGGUUUACAUUUAUGACAGUGGACGCCGUCACAAGAGAAAGAGUUUGAAUGGCCUUAAAUCCAUGACUUUUAGCAGCCUUUCCAGGACUAAGUAUUCCACGUCCUCACAGAUCUAUGUUACUGAGUAAUGGGCAUUCAUAUAGAACCAUCCUGUGUUUGUAUCAGGAUUGUAAUCUUUUCCAUGAUGAAGUGAUCGUAAAAGGAGCUUUUUAACAUAACAAUUCUGUCACUCACCGUACAACCUCAAAUCAGAGAGAGUUGGAACAGUACCAGGGAGAAAACAAAGCAAAACGCUAGUUUUUACAUUUACUAUUUGUAGUUAUUUGCAUUCUGGAUGAACCCCUGAUAUUUUCCAUUAUUUUUAAUUAUCGUUUCAUUUGUUAAUAUAUAUUAAUUUUUGCAUUUCUGGCCAACCACUUUGGAAAUGUUAAUAUGGAGACAAUUCAUGGAUAGUAGAGGGACCGAAGAGAGUACAUUGAGAUUUUAUUCUUUAAGACUACAAGUUUUUCUAUUUUAAAAAAGACGAUGUAAAGCACAAUCACAUAAAGGGACAAAGAGAGUUUUGAAGUGAAAAAUACAACAUUAACCCUAGGCUUUUGCACAACUUAAACGUGUUUUUAAGAAUGGAACAAAAUAACAACUUAAGUGUUAAGUGAGAAAGAAUAACAUUUAUAACGUGGUAAAUGUCCCAAAAUGUGUUGCAGGUCUAAAAUGCAAAGUAGAUACAUGAUAAGAAAUGAAAUUAAGUUGGAAAAAUAAAAAUAUAUAUAUCUUGGGUUCGUAAAGUCUGCAAAAGUAUAAAGGUCAAAGUAGAUGUAAUCAUCACCCUAUUGUCUUGUUCUUUUCCCACUUGUACGGUCUGUAUCAUCCAAACUUUCUGAUUUCAGGGUUGCGUUUGAUUUGCUGUUUCACUGUUUGUUGUAAAUACGUUGAUUUGUAAGUCAGGUGGCCACAACUCCAGCUUUUAUAAAUAUCAGACUUUAGUUUUUGAGACUUCCAGCUUUUUACCAAGUUGUGACUCUGUCCAAGAAAUGUUAGAUGUCCAUCUUUCCUCAAUGUGUGAUUUUUUUUUAUGUGGUCAUUGUACGCGUUUGUCUCUGUUUUAAGAGGCAUUGAAAUUUAAGCAGUAAUUAAAUGCACUCUGGAUCGCCAUCCCAGCUGCAUGUAUGGCUUCACUGCAGGUGCUUUCACAUCUGCAGUCCACGUGGAAAUGCAACUCCAACAACUUUAGCUGUGCAACGACACUUGUUGUCCGUUUGGUGUGGUUCAGUCAGUGUGAAUCGACCAUUUGAGAGCUGAAACAGUCUGAAAACGCUGCCUCUCCUGCCAUCCAGUGGGGGGAAGUUGUCACCGUGCUGUUUGCUGCACUGCAGCCGGCUCUGGCCGGGAUCACAAGGAAGAUGCUGCAGAAACGUCACACCUACCGAUGGAGGACGGGAGAACUGUGAUGACACUCUUUCAACAUGGCUAAUAUUGUUUGAAGGACAUCACUUUUUUGUAGAGCAUUCCUUUUGUAGCAAUCCUGGCGUUACUCAUUAACGGGUAUAAUUUGUGCCUUUGCAUUAUAGGUGACAAAUGGACAAAUUGUAAAGUUUGGUACUGUUUUUGUUCAGAAGCCCAAUGACGAUUUUAGCAGAGGGUUGCAGAAAAAUGUGUGUUCUCAGCUAUAAAAACUAGUGACGUUUGAUUCCAGUCUUUGAACAGCACCAUCCCUAAGCUCAGAAACAAGAUGGACAUCUCUUAUCAUAUGAGUUCAUUCAUUGAAUCAAUUUAAAACUUCAUGAAGCCAUAUUUUAUAAUUUCAGUAAAUUGAGUUUUUGACUGUAAAUUGACUCUCAGAAGGAAUUCUGAUGAGAUGGAGCAGAAUCUCAUAAUUUAGGCAUAUGUUAAAAGCAAAUAUGUAUACUGUUCAUGUGUUCUGGUUUAAUAUUAAUUCAAGUCCACUCUGGUAUUUUAUAACCAUUGUUGUGAAGAAAACUGACUAUAUAAAGUGCACUCAGAGGUCUACUCUUGUAUAUUCAGUAGUGCAUACGGCUUUCCUGUGUGGAUGUUUUUGUUUUUAAACUGUAAAAUCACAGUAAUGUAUGCAUGCCGAGAGCAUUACGAAUACAAAACUGUACUUUCCCUAAUAAUAAAGAGUGAAAAAGAUGA
Molecule: messenger RNA, 7011 nt
Organism: Cololabis saira (Pacific saury)
Lineage: Eukaryota; Metazoa; Chordata; Actinopteri; Beloniformes; Belonidae
Gene: tmem269
Product: transmembrane protein 269
Exons: 7
Coding region: 3812-4405 (197 amino acids)
Biological process (GO): phospholipid biosynthetic process
Cellular component (GO): membrane
Molecular function (GO): phosphotransferase activity, for other substituted phosphate groups
Source: RefSeq, a predicted model, not a curated record